Messenger RNA from Sphenostylis stenocarpa, 2094 nucleotides. The record is from the annotation of a GenBank genome assembly. Lineage: Eukaryota; Viridiplantae; Streptophyta; Magnoliopsida; Fabales; Fabaceae.
AUGGAGGGAAAAGAGUCUUUGGGUCAUUACAAAGUUGGGUCUUUGCCAACUUUAUUUUACAUUCCUGACUUCAUCACGGACAGUGACCAAAGCCUUCUUCUCAAUAAUAUUUAUGAAGCCCCUGCAUCAAAGUGGAAGAUGUUGAAGAAUAGAAGGCUACAGAAUUGGGGUGGUGUUGUCCACGAGAAGGGCCUUCUACCUCAAGUUUUGCCUCCAUGGCUAACAAAUCUCACACAAAAAAUAUAUGACGACUGUGGGCUAUUCCCAUCAUCAAUGAACCAUGUUCUUAUCAAUGAAUACCUACCUAAUCAAGGCAUAAUGCCACAUCAGGAUGGACCUGCCUAUUUUCCAGUAGUAGCUAUUCUAUCACUUGGAUCUCCUGUUGUCAUGGACUUCACUCCCCAUGCAAGAUUCAAACUGGAUUCCCAAAAUGAUAUUGACCAAAACUCUGAUUUUGAGAUUGGGAAAGAUAAGUGGCUUGAUGAUCACCAUCCUUUCUCUGUUUUAUUGAUGCCACGCAGUUUACUUAUAUUCAAGGACAAAGCAUACUCAGAUUACUUACAUGGUAUAAAAGAUUGUGCGGUACAUUGCUACGAAUGGGCCGUAAAUGAAACUCAAGCUUUGAAACACAAGGAAUCAGAUGAAGACUUGUUUAGCUUAGAGAAUGCAUUGGAAACAAUAGGAAAGGAAGAGUAUAAGAAUAUAUCAAGAACAUCCAAUAGAGUUUCAUUGACUUGUCGAUUGAUAUCUAAUGUUGUGUGGAAUGAGAUGAAUUUAGAUGGAAUAGAGGCGAAGCGGUGGAAGAGGGUUGGAGGAGAGGAGAAUCGUGAUUUGGGAAUGCAAAGGAUGCCUUUGAAGGAAAUAAAAAUUGAGAUAGCGGCUGAUCACAUAGGAAUAUCCAGUACUCUGUCAGAUUUCAUGCCUGCCAUGAAAAAGAAUUCUGAGCAGACUCGCAUUGGAUCUGUAUUCAACAAGUUGGUGAAGGAGCUUGGAGAACCUGUUGACUUUGAACUUCCAGAUUGGUUUAAUAAAUCAAAGCCAAUGCAGUACACCUAUAUAAAGCGCAAUAUAUAUCUCACUAAGAAGGUCAAGAGAUCCAGAUUUGAUGAUGAUGGCAUAUUUUGUUCCUGUACUCCUUCCCCUGGAUCUACUAGUGUAUGUGGUAGAGAUUGCCACUGUGGGAUGCUUCUGUCUAGCUGUUCAUCAGGCUGUAAAUGUGGGAGCUCUUGUCUUAACAAACCAUUUCAGAAUCGCCCCGUAAAAAAGAUGAAAUUGGUUAAGACUGAGAAAUGUGGUUCUGGAAUUGUUGCUGACGAAGAUAUCAUGCUUGGGGAGUUUGUCAUAGAAUAUGUUGGAGAAGUCAUUGAUGACAAAACAUGUGAGGAAAGGCUUUGGAACAUGAAACAUCGUGGGGAAACUAACUUCUACUUAUGUGAAAUCAAUCGAGAUAUGGUGAUAGAUGCAACAUAUAAAGGAAACAAAUCGAGAUACAUCAAUCAUAGUUGCUGCCCCAAUACUGAGAUGCAGAAAUGGAUAAUUGAUGGUGAAACAAGAAUUGGCAUAUUUGCAACUCGCGACAUAGAAAAGGGCGAGCAUCUGACUUAUGAUUACCAGUUUGUUCAAUUUGGUGCAGAUCAAGAUUGUCACUGUGGUGCUGCUGAGUGUAGGCGUAAGCUGGGUGUCCGACCCACCAAGCCUAAGAUCUCUUCAGAUGCUGCAUUAAAAUUAGUCGCAUACCAGGUUUAUCAGAAUGGAGGUUUGCAAAUUGGAAGUUCUCGUGUUGACCACCGAAAAUGCUUACACAAUUGCAUUGGUGAAGUUAUUAGGAUAAAGCACCUUGAAACUGAGAGGUUUGGAGUCAUUAAACGGUUUGAUAAAUAUUCUCGAAAACAUUCAAUCAUGUUUGAAGAUGGUUGUGUUGAAAUUUAUGACAUGUCAAAAGAGGACUGGGAACUUGUGCAGGUGAAAGGAAUUGAAAAACUGAAAAUUGCAGCAUUAUUCUUUCAUUGCAUGUGCAUAAUUCUUGUAGUUGACGAGGCACUGAUCAAACAGAAUAUGAAGCAGGAUAAUAUAUGGACACACAAGUCUUACUGA